AUGGGACUUUUACGACUUCCAUUACCACUUUUUGUAUUGUUUAAUACGUUUAUAACAACUUUCAUUGGAAUAUUUUUAAUUAUUAAACAUAUAUUUUAUGAAGAAAUAACAACUGCCGAAAUGAAAGUCAUGAGUUCUAAAAUAUUAAAUGAAAUUUGGACAAUCUUAAUUUUUAUAUUAUCUGGUUUAUCAGAUAUUUCUAUAGACUUAUUAGUAAUUAUUAUUCUUUAUAUCUCAAUUAAAGUAAAUAAAAUUUUGAUUGAAACAAGAAUUGAUUUGUAUAAUGAAACCCAAAGUUAUUAUUAUUCAAAGAGAGUUAGUAUGUUUAUAUUAUCAUUAAUUCUAAUUGGUAUAACAACUAUGAUACUUUUACAAUACUCUACAACGGAUUUUGUUUCAUUAAUCUUUUAUUGUUUUUUCAAAAUUCUUUUUUACUCACUUAUUUGUGAUGUUUUACAACAGAUUUUCUGUUUUGUUCAUACUCUCUAUGAAUUCCAGUGGAAAUAUUAUACUUUAACAAGUUUAUCAAUUAAAUCAAUUAAACUCUUAUUGGCAAGUUUUGAAUUCUUUAUUCUCUUCAAAUCGUUACUUCCAAAUGUGUUUGUUGGAUUAUUAAUAUUUUCCAUUAUGCACGUUUGGGAGUCAAUUAGUUCUUUGGAACAAUUAAUGACAUACAUUUAUUAUUCCUAUUUAUUAGACCAUUUAUCAUUAGUUCAUUAUGAUGCAAAAGAAGAACAUGAGUGUGUAAUUUGUAGGGAUGUUCUUACUGAAGCAGCGCACCUUCGCUGUGGACAUGAUUUUCAUGUUAGUUGUUUAAAAGGAUGGUUGGCAAGAGCAUCUGAUUGUCCAAUAUGUAGAAAUCCUAUUAAUCUUAAGGAGAAUAACGAAGAAGAAGUUGAAAUUAAUCCAACAUGGAAUGUACAUGAAAUAUAA
This is a messenger RNA of Entamoeba histolytica HM-1:IMSS, 933 nucleotides long. Its product is annotated as zinc finger domain containing protein. Bases 1 to 933 code for a protein of 310 amino acids. Lineage: Eukaryota; Evosea; Mastigamoebida; Endamoebidae. The transcript is spliced from 2 exons. The record is from RefSeq and is a predicted model, not a curated record.